Messenger RNA from Gryllus bimaculatus (two-spotted cricket), 2064 nucleotides. The record is from the annotation of a GenBank genome assembly. Lineage: Eukaryota; Metazoa; Arthropoda; Insecta; Orthoptera; Gryllidae.
AUGGAGCGCGUGGGGCGUGGCCGAGGGCGCGGGGCGUGCGCGUGGGCGUCUCGCGUGGAGGCGCGCAAGGUGCGCUCGCUGUCGCGGGGCGGCGCCGCGGGGCUGCCGGUGGUAGAGGAUGCGUCGCUGGUGGUGGCGGCGCGCGGCCGCGGGGGCCCCGGAGUGAUGCUGCCGCUGGCGUCGCAGGGCUUCGAGGCCAUCGCCCUCGACUUCGCGCCGCGGGCGUUUGGAGCCCGCGCGGCGCUCAGGCCUCCUGAAGCCAACUGCUCCAAGUGCCCUUUCGAAGUGUGGACGGUCGAAUACCCUAACACCAUCCCUGUGGUGCGCCUGCACUUAAACCGCGCUUGGAGGAUCUUCCUGCAAAUCCAGCCUGCCUUCAUGGGGCUGGCGACGACCACGCUCAGGAACCUGGAGGCCGGGGCGUUGGUGGAGGAGAUAGAGGUGCAUGGAGGGGAAGGAUGGAACCACUCCAUUGUAAUUUUUGUGACGUUGCCAUAUAUGCGCAGCUUGGACUUCUCCGCCAACGGCAUAUCGUCACUAAGCGAUGAAAAUUUCCAGCGCUUACCUAAUCUCUUACAUCUGAAUCUGUCCUACAAUAAUUUUCUGACGAUUCCAAAGGGAGUACAACUGUUGCAUCGCCUGCAGACGCUGGACUUAUCGCAUAAUCCAAUCCUAACAAAAUCAUUCGCACCUACUCUGAGCACUCUAUCGCAGCUGAAAGUGCUUAAUUUGUCUGCUGUGGCUCUACAAAGUUUAGACAUGUUGGCACCGAGUGAAGUAGAGGAAGAUGCCCCUUCAUAUUCGCGCCUGGAGGUGCUGGACGUGAGCGCGUGCAACCUGACCUCCGUGGAGAGCAGCUUGUGGGCGCGGGCGAGCAACCUGCGCACGCUGCGCCUGGCCGCCAAUCCCGUGGCCUCCGUGCCGCCCUGGCUGGCGCAGCGGCUGCCGGCGCUGCAGGAGCUGGACCUGUCGGGCUGCCUGCUGGCCGCGGCGCCCGCGCUGCGCCUGGCGCCCGCCCAGCGCCUGCGCCGCCUGCUGCUGGCGCGCAACCUACUGGCGACGCCGCGGGGCGCGCUGGCGGCGGGUGACGGUGCUGGGGGCGGGGCGGCGUACCUGGAUCUGAGCGGCAACCCGCUGCGCGGAGAGUGGGGCGCGGGGGCGUUCGUGCCGCUGGGCACGCGCGCAGCCGUCAACCUGUCGCGCGCGCACCUCACCGCCCUCUCGCCCCAGAUGCUGCAAGCCUUGGAGCCGCUCGCGCAGGUCGACCUGGGCAAGAACCCCUUCGAUUGCGGCAGCUGCUCUAUCCUACACCUUCAACAGUGGCUCAGGAAUGGGUCAAGUCCGGAAGUGCUCUGGCUGGGCGAGCGGGAGCCCCUCAGAUGCUUCCUGCCGCCGACACAGCGCGGUCGCCCGGUGGCCUCCGCUGAAGCGCCGUCUCCCCUCGAGUGCUUUCUGACGACGAGCGGCCAAUGGCGAAUAGCGGUGGGCGCCGUGGCGGCCGCAGCGCUUCUCUCCGCCGCCAUCUUGGCGCUGCUCGCCUGCCGCUUCCGCCUGUACUUCAUCUACGUGCUGCACGUUUUUGACGUGCACAGCAAGCACGAUCGCGUCUGGGUGCUGAACGAGCUGCUGCCUCAACUGGAGGAGAGCCACCCGCCCUACCGCCUCUGCCUGCACGAGCGCGACUUCCCCCUGGGGGCGCUGGUGGUGCAGAACAUCGUCGAGUGCAUGGAGCGUAGCCGGCGCACGCUCAUGGUGCUCACGCCCUCCUUCGUCCAAAGCCAGUGGUGCCAGUGGGAGCUGGAGAUGGCGACGCACCGCCUGCUGGAGGGCGCCGGGCGGGACUUCCUGGUGCUGGUGGAACUGCAGCGGCUGGAGGCGCGCACCCUGCCUCGUCUGCUGCGCCUGUUGGUGGAGACGCGCACCUUCCUGCAGUGGCCGCCGGGAGGGGGCGGAGCGGAGGGGGCGUGGCGGCGGCUGCGGGCGGCGCUGGGUCCUCCGCUACUGCAAUCGACACCUCCACCUCCAUCUGCUCCUCUGGAAGAGAGAAUAACUGCUGUACCUUGA